UGCCUGAUUCGCAGGGUGUUCAGGUUCAGCCGGGAGGAGAGAUGCUGCCCGAAGCGCGGACGCUGAGACGGGGCUCGAGAGGAUAAACGGCGAGCACGAAAAGGUUGGAACAGGUCACAUUCUGCCCUUUUCUUCUUCCUCUACCACAGCCUACAGGCAGAAUGGAGAACCACACCAGCAAAAUGAAUGGCCAACCUCCAGAUGCCACAGAAGAUUCUCAGCCCAAGGAGAGCAUGCAGCUGAAAAAGGAGAUUUCUCUGAUCAACGGCAUCAGCCUCAUUGUGGGCAACAUGAUCGGCUCGGGUAUCUUCGUUUCACCCAAAGGCGUGCUGAUCUACAGCGCCUCCUAUGGUCUAUCUCUGGUCAUCUGGACCAUCGGUGGGAUCUUCUCAGUCAUUGGAGCGCUCUGCUAUGCCGAGCUGGGCACCACCAUCACCAAGUCGGGUGCCAGUUACGCCUACAUACUGGAGUCCUUCGGAGGUUUUGUUGCCUUCAUCCGGCUGUGGACGUCGCUGCUCAUCAUCGAGCCCACCAGCCAGGCUGUGAUAGCCAUCACCUUUGCCAAUUACCUGGUGCAGCCACUGUUCCCCAGCUGUGAACCGCCGUACUCGGCUUCGCGACUCCUCGCUGCUGCCUGCAUCUGUCUGCUGACGUUCAUUAAUGCAGCGUAUGUGAAGUGGGGCACCAGGGUGCAGGACAUCUUCACCUACGCAAAAGUCCUGGCCCUCAUCGUCAUCAUCAUUACAGGGAUAGUCAAACUGUGUCAGGGUUACACUCAAAACUUCGACGGCUUCUUCGAAGGGUCCUCUCGUGAUCCAGGAGGCAUAGCCUUGGCCCUGUACUCAGCCCUGUUCUCCUACUCAGGCUGGGACACUCUCAAUUUUGUCACUGAGGAAAUCAAGAAUCCUGAAAGGAACCUCCCUCUGGCCAUAGCGGUGUCUAUGCCCAUUGUCACCAUCAUCUAUAUCCUGACCAAUGUGGCCUACUAUGCCGUGCUGGAUAUGAGCUCCAUUCUCGCCAGCGAUGCUGUUGCUGUGACAUUUGCUGACCACACCUUAGGAGUGAUGAGCUGGACCAUCCCCAUAGCUGUGGCUCUGUCCUGCUACGGUGGACUCAACGCCUCCAUCAUUGCUGCGUCCAGACUGUUCUUUGUGGGUUCUCGGGAGGGUCAUCUCCCAGAUGCUCUAUCGAUGAUUCACGUGCACAGGUUCACACCAGUGCCUGCUCUUCUCUUCAAUUGUGCCAUGGCUCUGAUCUACCUGGCUGUGGAGGACGUCUUCCAGCUGAUUAACUACUACAGCUUCAGCUACUGGUUCUUUGUCGGCCUGUCCAUCGCGGGGCAGAUUUAUCUGCGCUGGAAGGAGCCAGACAGACCUCGACCACUGAAGUUGUCUCUGGUGUUUCCCGUAAUCUUCUGUCUCUGCACGGUGUUCCUGGUGGCAGUUCCUCUCUACAGCGACACCCUCAACUCCCUCAUCGGCAUCGCCAUCGCUCUGUCAGGAGUGCCUGUCUACUUCCUGGGCAUCCACCUGCCGGAGUCCAAACGCCCUCCUUUUAUCACCAAACUACUGCGUUCCAUCACCCGCUUCACUCAGUUCACCUGUUUCUGUGUGCUCACCGAGAUGGACCUGACCGAAUGAAUCCUGUCCUCUUCACUCCUGCACGAGCGUUCCUGAUGGCCAGGCAUGCAGGGAACAGGGAAGCACAGAUGCAAACUGUGCCGGACUCCUGCUUUAUUAAGACUUUCGAGUGGAGGUGAAGGAACUGUCACAUGUUCAGUCAUGUGACAUUAAAAACAAACAUUCAUUUCAGCUCCCUCCUCUCAGGGACAAGACGGACACUGUGGUAUUUGGAAUAUCACACACGCCAGUGGACUUCAUUUGUCUUCCUGUUGCCCAAAGGGAAAGCUGUUAAUCUGUUGUAGCAUUUGUUUUUCUAAUGGGUUUGUUUGGAUUGUUUUCUCUGACUUUACGGACGUGGUGGUUUAAAUCAGUUAAGUGUUUUAUUUAUUAACAAAGUUCUGUUUUAAGUAAGUAUAACUGGUGGUGGUCCUGAGGGGGUUUUCCACAAAGCUGCAUUUCUCAGAUGGCCAGAUAACUUAAGCCCAAAGAUGAAGACUGUCCAAUAGGAAUGUCCUUCAGCUCUUUUACUACUGGACAAGCUUGAAUUUUGGGCUUAAGUUCCACACCUGAUCCAACUCACUGGUUUAUUACCAAGAUUAGUGGGUGUGACAGAGAAAUCAGCGAACUGCAGCCCUCAGCUCCUCACUCACGUGAGGUGUUUUAGCCUUUUAGAGCUGGACGAGUCACAGGAUUAGUCCUUAGCAGUUUUUUGGAAGAAUGAAAUGACCACAAGCCUUAGCUCUUAUCCAAACGAUGUGAGGGGAAAUCUUCUGUUUGAUGAACUACUCAUAUCCGAUCUGCCGUUAUGCUGCUGUUUGGUCAUGUACAGGUGUGUUCUUGGGCUUCUGUUACCUUUAUGUUGUCACUUGUUCCAUAAACGUUGUGGAUAGUUUAAAGCAGGGGUCACCUACGGUCAGGGCCGGUGUUGCUGCAGGUUUUCGUUCCAAUCCAGCAGAAGCACAACUGACUUCUUGUUUAAUCAGUUGAUCAAGUUUUCAAACAAUUGAUUACUUAUUCGGCGCUGUUGCUUGGUUGGAAUGAAAACCUGCAGCCAAAUCAGCCAUUAGUGGAUUUGUGACCCCUGACUCAGCACCCGCUACCUCUCUCACGCUGCCGUUUGCAGCUGCACCUAUGCUCUGUGUAUGUUUG
This is a messenger RNA of Colossoma macropomum (tambaqui), 2771 nucleotides long. It is a transcript of the gene slc7a6, whose product is annotated as solute carrier family 7 member 6. Gene Ontology annotation, biological process: amino acid transmembrane transport. The transcript is spliced from 10 exons. Gene Ontology annotation, molecular function: L-amino acid transmembrane transporter activity. Gene Ontology annotation, cellular component: membrane. The record is from RefSeq and is a predicted model, not a curated record. The coding region runs from base 162 to 1640 and encodes 492 amino acids. NCBI's taxonomy places the organism in Eukaryota, Metazoa, Chordata, Actinopteri, Characiformes, Serrasalmidae.